CCGACCCCGGCCGCCCGGCCGCCGGUAGCUCCAGCCAUGGGCUCGGGGCGCGUGCCCGGGCUCUGCCUGCUCGUCCUGCUGGUCCACGCCCGCGCCGCCCAGCACAGCAAAGCCGUGCAAGAUGUGGACGAGUGUGUGGAAGGGACCGACAACUGCCACAUCGACGCCAUCUGCCAGAACACCCCACGGUCGUACAAGUGCAUCUGCAAGUCUGGCUACACGGGGGAUGGUAAACACUGCAAAGAUGUGGAUGAGUGUGAACGGGAGGAUAACGCAGGUUGUGUGCACGACUGUGUCAACAUCCCUGGCAAUUACCGAUGCACCUGCUAUGACGGAUUCCACCUGGCACAUGAUGGACACAACUGUCUGGAUGUGGACGAGUGUGCCGAGGGCAACGGCGGCUGUCAGCAAAGCUGUGUCAACAUGAUGGGCAGCUACGAGUGCCACUGCCGGGAGGGCUUCUUCCUCAGCGACAACCAGCACACCUGCAUCCAGCGGCCGGAAGAAGGAAUGAACUGCAUGAACAAGAACCACGGCUGUGCUCACAUUUGCCGGGAGACACCCAAAGGGGGUAUUGCCUGCGAAUGCCGCCCUGGCUUCGAGCUCACCAAGAACCAACGGGACUGUAAAUUAACGUGCAACUACGGCAACGGUGGCUGCCAGCACACAUGCGACGACACGGAGCAGGGCCCCCGGUGCGGCUGCCACGUCAAGUUCGUGCUCCACGCUGACGGGAAGACGUGCAUCGGGGAAAGGCGGCUAGAGCAGCACGUCCCCCCUCAGGCCGUUUCUAAUGAGACCUGUGCUGUCAACAACGGGGGCUGCGACAGCAAGUGCCACGAUGCAGCGACGGGCGUCCACUGCAGCUGCCCCGUGGGCUUCAUGCUGCAGGCAGACAGGAAGACCUGCAAAGACAUAGAUGAGUGCCGCCUGAACAACGGGGGCUGUGACCACAUUUGCCGCAACACGGUGGGCAGCUUCGAAUGCAGCUGCAAGAAGGGCUAUAAACUUCUCAUCAACGAGAGGAACUGCCAGGAUAUAGACGAGUGUUCCUUUGAUCGGACCUGUGACCAUAUCUGUGUGAACACACCAGGGAGCUUCCAGUGCCUCUGCCGUCAUGGCUACCUCCUGUAUGGCGUCACCCACUGUGGGGAUGUGGAUGAGUGCAGCAUCAACCGGGGAGGCUGCCGCUUUGGCUGCGUCAACACUCCUGGCAGCUACCAGUGUACCUGCCCAGCAGGCCAGGGCCGGCUGCACUGGAACGGGAAAGACUGCACAGAGCCAGUGAAGUGUCAGAGCAGUCCUGGUGCCUCAAAAGCCAUGCUCAGCUGCAACCGGUCUGGGAAGAAGGACACCUGUGCCCUGACCUGCCCGUCCCGGGCCCGGUUUUUGCCAGAGUCUGAGAAUGGCUUCACCGUGAGCUGUGGCAUCCCCAGCCCCAGGGCUGCUCCAGCCCGAGCUAGCCAUGCCGGGAACAGCACGAACUCCAACCACUGCCAUGAGGCUGCAGUGCUGACGGUUAAACAGCGGGCUUCCUUCAAGAUCAAAGACGCCAAGUGCCAUUUGCACCUGCGAAACAAAGGCAAAACUGAAGAGACUAGCAGAAUCACAGGGCCAGGUGGUGCUCCCUGCUCUGACUGCCAGGUCACCUUCAUCCACCUCAAAUGUGACUCCUCUCGGAAGGGCAAGGGCCGGCGGGCCCGGACCCCUCCAGGCAAGGAAGUCACUCGGCUCACUCUGGAACUGGAGGCAGAAGUCAGGGCCGAAGAGACCACAGCUGGCUGUGGGCUGCCCUGCCUCCGACAGCGGAUGGAACGGCGGCUAAAAGGAUCCCUGAAGAUGCUUAGAAAGUCCAUCAACCAGGACCGCUUCCUACUGCGCCUGGCAGGCCUCGAUUAUGAGCUGGCCCACAAGCCAGGCCCAGCGGCUGGGGAGCGAGUUGAACCAGUGGAGGCCUGCAGGCCUGGGCAGCACCGCUCUGGGGCCAAGUGUGUCAGCUGCCCGCAGGGAACGUAUUACCACGGCCAGACGGAGCAGUGUGUGCCAUGCCCAGCGGGCACCUUCCAGGAGAGAGAAGGGCAGCUCUCCUGCGACCUUUGCCCUGGGAGUGAUGCCCACGGGCCUCUUGGAGCCACCAACGUCACCACAUGUGCAGGUCAGUGCUCACCUGGCCAACACUCUGCAGAUGGGUUCAAGCCCUGCCAGCCAUGCCCACGUGGCACCUACCAACCUGAAGCAGGACGGACCCUGUGCUUCCCGUGCGGUGGGGGCCUCACCACUAAGCACGAGGGAGCCAUCUCCUUCCAAGACUGUGACACCAAAGUCCAGUGCUCCCCUGGGCACUACUACAACACCAGCAUCCACCGCUGUAUCCGCUGCGCCAUGGGCUCCUACCAGCCUGACUUCCGUCAGAACUUCUGCACCCGCUGUCCAGGAAACACAAGCACUGACUUUGAUGGCUCCACCAGUGUGACCCAGUGCAAGAAUCGCCAGUGUGGUGGGGAGCUGGGUGAGUUCACUGGCUAUAUCGAGUCCCCCAACUACCCAGGCAACUACCCAGCUGGUGUGGAAUGCGUCUGGAACAUCAACCCCCCACCCAAGCGCAAGAUUCUUAUCGUGGUACCCGAGAUCUUCCUGCCAUCUGAGGACGAGUGUGGGGACGUCCUCGUCAUGAGAAAGAACUCCUCCCCAUCCUCCAUUACCACCUAUGAGACCUGCCAGACCUACGAGCGCCCCAUCGCCUUCACAGCCCGCUCUAGGAAGCUCUGGAUCAACUUCAAGACAAGUGAAGCCAACAGCGCCCGUGGCUUCCAGAUCCCCUAUGUUACCUAUGAUGAGGACUACGAGCAGCUGGUAGAAGACAUUGUUCGAGAUGGCCGGCUCUAUGCAUCUGAAAACCACCAGGAAAUUUUAAAGGACAAGAAGCUCAUUAAAGCCUUCUUCGAGGUGCUGGCCCACCCCCAGAACUACUUCAAGUACACAGAGAAGCACAAGGAGAUGCUGCCGAAGUCUUUCAUCAAGCUGCUCCGCUCCAAAGUUUCCAGCUUCCUGAGGCCCUACAAAUAGUGCCCCAGGCCCAAGACCCAGGUUUCGAAGCCCCCACCCUCAGAUGAGGGACUCCUUCUGAUCUCUCUUUUUGGAGAGGAAAAAAAAAAUCUCCAUAUAGACUAAGCGCUCUGUCUUUCUGUUCCUCUAGCUUCCUUUCCAUGUCUCCUUUGGCCUCGCUCUUUGUCUUUACUUUCUCACUUCCUACAUGUUCCUGAAAAAGACAUUCAGUGCUGGCUGUGUUCUCCCGAGGGGUGGAGGGAUGGUAUCCCACUCCCCUCACUAGCCACACUGCCCAUUUCACCAGCCCACGUCCUCGGCCCUGUCAGCUUAGAAGGGUGCUUGAGGCCCACGAAGGAAGUGGGUCUACUGGGGGAGGGGGAGGAGGGGCUUCUGCUGUUAGAGGUUGUGCCUUGCUAGUCAGGAGCCAAAAUGUCCCCUGACUGUGCCCCCCAGGGAUAUUCUAAUAGCCCAGGGUUCUGCCAAAGAAGCCUUUGACUUACAGGCUUAAUGCCAGCACUCGUCCUCUGGGACACCUGGUUUGAGCCCUGGACCGCCCAGACAGUCAACUUUCCUGUCUAUGUGCAGCUCCUCUCCUUCUUGGCCCAUGUCUGCCUGGGGUCCAGUGCAUGAGGGCUUACAAAAGGCCCACACCACUGGCUAGUGGACACCAACUGAAUGAAGAAGAGCAGCAGGAAUUACCAUGUCGAAUAUGCCGCUGCUGCUCCCCGAGACAGACUCUCUCUGCAGGACAGAAACCAAGUUUUCAAGCAUCGCCCAAAAAAGAAAACAAAAAGAAAAUGUGUCCUUUAAAGGACUAGACUACAGAACAAUUGGAAGCCAGCCUCAAACACUAAUCCCUUUUCUUACUUGUCUUCUCUGGCCCAGCCAUUCCCUUACUCCCACCUGAGUGCUCCCUGGGGGAGCCCCACUCCCCAUGCUAAGUGUUGCCCUUAAAGAAACAUGACUGCUGACCAAAAGCCAGUCUGGGCCUUGCCCCCAGAGUUGUCUUUCCCCUGCAGUCCUGGAUGGCUUGUGGGCUCCACCAAAGAGGACUCUGCUCUGUAGCCAGCCCACAGCCACCUACCUCUGGCCCCAGGCCAUGGGCAGCAAGAGGAAUGUGUGCACGUGGCAAGCCUUCUGCCCACCUUGUCCACAUCUAAUAAGUGCAAUCAUUUUGAGUCUUUCUAUGUUGACUAGAGGGAGGGGUUUUUGUUUUCUGGUCUUGUUUUUUGUUUUUGUUUCUUUCUCCUCUAUUAGAACAACCCUAUUUAUAGCUGCCCAAGAGAGAAGAGUGUAUGCUUGGAGUGGAAGAAAAAAGGUUUUGAAUCUCAUGAGCCUCGAGUGCUGGAGCAUCUGAUCUGUCUCUUCUCCGCCAGCAGAGACACCUGAUGUGUGGGACCUGGUGGAGCAUUAAGGAGAGGGACCUGUGUUUGCUAAACCAAUCCCACCAUCCCUGUGCCUCCAUGGAUUCAGCAUGGACCUCAAGAUUGUAGAGGCCGAUGGAAGUGGUCAGUGAUUCUCCACCCCACGUAGGGAAAGCCUCCAUCUUUCCCCUGCUCUCAUCCGGUUUUCCCCUGAUGUGCGCGUGGAAGAGGACCAGGACCAACCCCUGGGGACAGGUUGACUCAGGGCCCUGAGGCCAGAGACAAGGCUGUGGGAGCCAAGAUUAGGACAGUUAGCCAGGCAUGGAGUUGUCUGCCUGACCUUGGCCAUUCUGCCUACCCCUGUCUGCCAUUUCCUCUUGGAGCUGACUUCAAGCCUAGCUUCCUCAACUACUGCUUUUCAAAAGGAAGAAGAAUCAAGUCCAUGCCCAAGUCCAGAUCCUUCACACACUCCACCUUCAGUCACUGCUGCCUGUAAAAUUAUUUUCCAUUUGCUCCUUCUAGUUCCCCCAAAGCUGUACCCCUAUUCAAUCAAAAGCUAACAGUUGACUCCUAGGCUCACUUCUAAUGACUAUCUCAAGCUAUUGUUCCUCAAAGAGGCUCAACGGUAAAUAAAGGAACCAGCAUGCGCUCCCCUUUGCCCCACCACGACUCCCGCCCCAAGUCAGUAGCAUUCACCAACCUUAGGCAGUAGGUAACCAAUGUCACAGCUAGAUCCACUGACAUUCGUUAGCCAACACCAUGGCCUGGGGGUGGAGUAUCUGGCUGCCUUUGUCUCUCUGGGCCAAAGAAGGUUCUGCUGUAGAGAUACAAAAUGGUUGCUUCCAAGCAGGUCAUUUAGGAGAAGGAUCCACACUUUGCAGGAAAUGCCAUGAAAAUUGCUUUAACCAACUUUGACCAUCCUCAUUCUCCACUGGAAGCUAGGAUAACUUUCUGAUUCCUCUCUCCCUACCAUUUUGCAUCUGUCUCAAAGCCAGAGUGCUUCCCAAUGCAUGCCUUCAGGGCCUGGCUCCUUGCUCUCCUUUCCUUUCCCGUCACCCCAUACACAGAAACACACUUCCUCUAACCGUUUAUUCCAUGGUUUCUGGGCCUUACAAAUGGUUUCCACAGUAUGGAAAGUACAGACCACCAAGCUUCUUAACUAAUGUCAAGACAGAUCCUGGAGACCAGAUGAAGACCUACUCAUGUCCACCAGAUUUGAUUUAUAAUUUAGGUUGUCCAAGUUGGGAGUUAAGAAUCCAGGCAAAGUUGCUUCUGUAGGCCCAGGGGAAUGAAACAAAGCGUUAGUAGAUGGAGGGGUCCACUUUCAGAGACUCUCUAGGCCUUUACAGGUCAGAAAAAGAGGUUUUUAUCAGUGUAGGGAAUGGUGUAAAUGGGAACCCUUCAGGAACAAGCCAAGAGGAAUUUGUAGGGUCACAGUAUUGACCCUACGUAACUGAGGCCUCAUUUAUCUUAUUACAAAAACCUGUCCUGAUUUGAGUCUCAGAAUGGGUAGCCAUUCUUUCAAGGGCUCCAAGCACCAAGUGAUGCAUAUCAGAAAGGCACUUAGAACUUCAGCAACAUGGCAAUCUCUUUUUACUUCUCUUCCUCCAUCUUUUUGUAUUAUUGGGCCAGGCCCAUUCCCAAAACCUUGAGGAACAAAGUCAGGAGAAAACUGACCAGAGCCUGGACUUGAACUGCCCUGCCCCAGGCCUACAAAUUCCCAGAGGCUGACAUCAAGCUGUGACUGCUCUGACUCCCUCAGGACUGGAUUAGUUUGAGGUGUUGGAGGCUCAGAUUCAUUGCUGAAAGUUCAGUAAUAUAGCCCUAGUCUUUAGACCUAAUGAAAGCUUUCAUAUCUGAGAAGUUCUCUCCAUACACAUGUUUGAGGUGACUGGAGAUUAGGGGGCCGUAUCUCAAAAUGUCAGAAAACAUAGAGUGCUGAAACUUCUGUAUUUGCUGCUUAACCUCAAUAUAACAGGCUCAAACUAGAGAAAGGGAGACAAAGUAUAACUGACCAUAAGCAGAAAAUAAUGUUAACCUGCUUGGCUUCUUUCUUAAGCAUUGUAAGAGAAAAGUGGAAGCAAACAACACAAGGAUAUCCUUAAAUUUGACUUGUCUCAAAGGUAGCAUACUCUGUCCUUGGGCCAUUAUUUGGACUAGGAACCCUCUACAAAAAUAUGUGAUAACAGGGACUAGAACCCCCAGUUCUGUUAUCAGCUUAUCUAGACAACACAGAUUAUAACCGUUUAGACAAACCGAAAACAUUCUUCUGUGUGAGCUGAACUUAAGUUUCAGAAAAUAAUCAUUACCAUGUGGGAGGCUUUCUUUUUUAAUGCAGAAGAAAUCUCAAAGUAUUUGUAUUUAUAUCUACCUUCCACUGCUGCCGAUAUAGUAAACAUCUCCUACACAACAAUAAAUGAUGCAGUUUAUAGAGUAUUUUGCACUUGGGGGAAAAAAUGUAUCUGAACUUGUAAAAAGAAAUGUUUGGAUUUUGUAUUGUCCUUUUUAUAAUUAUUAUUAAAAUACUAAAUGAAACUCCUCAGUCUGGCAUCUUUUCCUGUCUCAAUAGUUUACCCUAGAGCUGAAAAAAGCUUUGAGGAGAAAAUGUGUCUUCUGGCUUUCAGACAGGACUUACCCCAAUUUUUCAUUUAUCCUUCUUAUUCAUAAAGAUUUUAGAAUCUGAAAAGGCUUGUCUAUUUUAAAAAGCAGUAUCGAGAACUAUCGUGAGUGCAAGAAAUUUGGAGUAUCAUUGCUCAUCAUAAUAUAGUCCCCAAAAUCUAACCAUAAGACUUCCCUAGCUGUCCAGUGGUUACGGCUUCACUUUUCAAUGCAGGCAGUGCAGGUUCCAUCCCUUAGCUCCCACAUGCCUCAGGGCCAAAAACCCAAAAUGUAAAACAAAAGCAAUAUUGUAACAAAUUCAAUAAAGACUUUAAAGUGGUCCACAUAAAAAACAACAACAAAAAUCUAACCAUGGUUCACCUUCCUAGUUUAGAUGUCCCAUCUCUAGCAAAGUACCAACACAGAGUCACGAAGGUUUUCUUUUUAUGCAGUACACUCUUGGUCACAAACAAUAUUCUGAAAUACAGAUCAUUCAGCCACUACCAACAUAAGUACAUAGGUCUUGGGAAAGUAAUCUCUAAUCUCUUAAAAAUGAACAGUCUCAAUUUCUAGGCUCAGAGAUGAUUGUUGCAAUUAUGUUCCAUGACAUGAAAUUUUAUUGGAUUUAACAGUUCCGUGAUAUAGCCAUUAAAGAGGAACAAGGAAAAAUCAACCCAAUCAAAAACUAUGCAUCUAAAAAAACACACAUCUAUAAAGCACAUGGGUGCAUUCUAUUCCACAGUUACUGAGCUCCUAUUAUGUGCCUAUCAUCGAGUAUUAGGCUAUCAUAGCUGGAUACUAAUAGCCAUGCUCAAGAUCUGCAUUCCUCAUGUAAGACUGAUUACAACUGAUCUUGCCACAUGGAUCUGCCACAAGGAGAGAGAAUCCAGUUUACUUGGUGAUUAUGAGUAUAAAUUAACUCAAUGGCAUUCUAUUUCAUACGUUAACUUCCUGUAAGUUUGAUUCACAGCUUUGUGUUGACUGACAAGAAUCACCUUUUUAGAAUUGCAAAGCUGAGGACCAUAUCCAUGGAUCAUAGUAAAUGACUACAUCAACUUGGGGUCAUCUUCUCUGACUUCUUUCCUAAUCCUCUUCUAUUCCAAACACACCAAGCCUACUCCUCCUCUCUAGGACACUUGCAAUUAUGUCCUAGAAUAAUGUAUAGUCACGACCAGUGGAGUAUGGGUCUGUCUAUAUCAAGCAAUCCUUUUAAAGGGAGGCACAUGAAGACUUUCCAAGGAAGUCUUCCUAAAGUAUGUGAAGACUUUCCAAGGGAUACCUGGGCAAGGAAAUCAAUCUGAGGAGAGUUUUAAGCAAAAACACUCCAGUUCCUCAACUUCUGUAAGAUAUCUUCCCUAAAACUAAUCUGUUUGAGAGCCAGCCAGCAUAUAUAUAUAUUCAUGCUAUCUCCAUUCCAGCUCCUCUUUCACCAUAGUCCUUGUCUUACUUUACAAAGGAAAGGUGUUUCCCUCACCUACACUGAAUCUUGAUGCAUGGCCCAGAGUGUAAAAACCUGAGGAGUAGAAGGAAGGAGUUGUUUUUUCGCUUCAUAACAAAAUAUUCCCAUUACAAUCAGUACUCUUAUUUCAUCUUAGAAAAUGUUUCCUAUUUUCUACCACCUGCUAACAAAAAAAAGAAAUUGUUAGCUGCUCAAACCAUUAUUUCCUACCAAAACCCUUUUUUUAUUAAAUACG
This is a messenger RNA of Dama dama (fallow deer), 8704 nucleotides long. RefSeq names its product signal peptide, CUB domain and EGF like domain containing 3 (gene SCUBE3). NCBI's taxonomy places the organism in Eukaryota, Metazoa, Chordata, Mammalia, Artiodactyla, Cervidae. Gene Ontology annotation, biological process: signal transduction. The record is from RefSeq and is a predicted model, not a curated record. Gene Ontology annotation, cellular component: cell surface. Gene Ontology annotation, molecular function: calcium ion binding. Bases 37 to 3066 code for a protein of 1009 amino acids. The transcript has 23 exons.